Molecule: messenger RNA, 2826 nt
Organism: Polypterus senegalus (gray bichir)
Lineage: Eukaryota; Metazoa; Chordata; Cladistia; Polypteriformes; Polypteridae
Product: oxidative stress-induced growth inhibitor 1-like
Exons: 6
Coding region: 408-1862 (484 amino acids)
Source: RefSeq, a predicted model, not a curated record
AUUAAAAGCGUGUAAAUAAAUUCACUUCCUUUAGUUAACGAUCAGUAUAAUUAUGGCACCAUGUCCUGGAAACAUAACCUGAUGUGAAAUAAAACGAAACCGAACAAUGUGGGCGGCCGCACUGUAGCAAAUGGAGUCACGAAGGCUGACACAGCAGCGAGAAGCCUUACAGUGAGCCUUUAGGUUUUAUGUAAGCCUUGUCAGCUGACGCCGGUCUUUGCUGAAUCAUGCUUGCAAUACAGUAUCACUAACUCCGCCUCAUCGGGAAGCGAACCAGCCAGUUAGCCUUCUAGAUCAGUCUGCGAAGGCGACGUAAUAAAGCCGGCGUGAGCAGCGGACCUCGUGCACUUUAAGGAGCUUACUGAAGCGAGCUGAACUUCGAAUCAGAAAGUGAGAAAUCGCCCACAAUGUCUUUUGACAUGAAGAAGUUGACAAGUGACCAGCCUGCCCUGCCUGUGGUGAUAGUCGGAAAUGGGCCAUCUGCAAUCUGCCUGUCGUAUAUCCUCUCGGGUCACAGACCCUACAUUAAGAAUGGAGCUGUCCACCCAAACCCGAUUCUCCAAAAGAAAUUGCAGCAGAUAGGCGAUUGCCCUUUAUUGGAUCAGGAUCUUGAGUAUCUGGCAGAAGGUGUGGAGGGCCGCUCCCAGAAUCCUAUGGCUGUCCUGUUUGAUUCCCUAGUUAGACCAGACAGAGAUUUUGGUGGAACAGCUGAUUCGGUGCUUACAUGGAAGGAGGAUCACAAGGAUCAUAUCCAGCAUCUGGUAUUGGGCAAAGGUCCUCCUGGGGGCUCCUGGCAUUCUUUUGACGGUUCGAUGACCACGUUGAGUCUUGGUGAAUGGAUGGAGCUUCCAGGUUUAAACUUCAGAGACUGGAUAAGAAGAAAGGGCAGGAACCUAAGGAACGACAGAGCUACAACCAAAGAUGUCGCCCAGUACUAUCAGCACUAUGUUAAGGUCAUGGGUCUGAAGAAAUAUUUUGCCAGUGGGACUUUGGUGACUUCUGUCAAGCCAGUUGACUUGUCUUCACUUCAGAGGACAUCUCUGAGUCUGCAUUCUACUGAGGACUUGAGUAAGAAGUUGUAUGAGAUCAAGGGAGUUUGUCUGUCCAAGGAGGCACCAGAGACCCCUUUCUGUGUAUAUGCAGAGAAUGUGGUUUUAGCAACGGGUACUUAUGACAGCCCAGCCCACCUUGGAGUGGAUGGGGAAGACUUCCCUUUUGUCUACCACAAGAUCUCUGAUCUAGAAUCCGCUGUUGAAGAGCAGAGACUCGGUCCAAAUUCGGAUCCUAUCUUGGUAGUUGGGGCAGGCCUGACAGCAGCAGAUGCAGUGCUACUGGCCCACCACAGAAAUGUUCCAGUCCUUCACACCUUUCGUAGAGGCUUGAAUGACUUGGGUCUCAUCUUCAACCAGCUUCCUCAGAUGAUGUACCCGGAGUACCACAAAGUCCACCAGAUGAUGAGAGAGCAGUGCUGUCCUCCUUGUAAAUGUUAUUCUGGGUACAGGAGCUUCCCACUCCACCAUGUGAAAAGCUUCUCUUCAGACAAGACAUGCGUCCUUGAGAGCACAAAAGAGGGAAAGAAAGUCUUCCGAAUCUCAAUGGCAUUUGUCCUUAUUGGAUCAAACCCUAACCUUUCCUUCUUGGCCAAUAGUGGAAAACAUUUAACUGUUGAUCAAGAGCAUGAGGUGAACUGUAAACGCAACCCCAUAGACACGCACCCCUUCACGUACGAGAGCCUGCAGGAGCCGGGCCUGUACGCCAUGGGGCCGCUCGCGGGGGACAGCUUUGUGCGCUUUCUGCAGGGUGGGGCGUUGGCGGUUACUGCCUCUUUAGUGAAGAAGAGGAAGGUACAGACUGUCAGGUAACUGCGGUUGGUUACAAUUUGGAAUAACGUUUCAAAUGAAAUGUCAUAUCAGUGUAAUGAAUAUUUCAAAAUUGAAAUUGUUGUAACACACAAACUUUAUUAUGCGUGUGUGUUAUUGUUUAUACAUAUUAUUGUAUUUUAAUAUAUCUAUAAAACUGUAAGGAUUAUUUUUUAUAUACUUCCUCCUCAGUGGGAAGCAAAUUCAGAAAAUUACCGGAAGGAUUUUUUGUAAGUGUAAUAUUAUAUUGUGUGUAUUUUUUUCUUCUUUUUUUGGGGGGACCCUUUAAAAACCCUCCAGAUUUGGUGGUUCAUGUCUGCCAAAACGUUCUUGGGAUUGUUACGUUCCAUUCUGUUUAAUUAUUGCUAGUGUAAUCUUUCUGUAGUGCAGAUCUCUUUUAACAAUGCACUCAGUUAAGAGCCGUUUCCAUGUUGCCUGUCUAAAUCUCGAUGUGCUCAGCGCGUCUUUAGAUUUUCUCUGUAUAGCCCGAGAUCAAGCAUUAUAAUGGGACUAAGAAUUUUAUGGCAGAUUGACACAAUUCCGACUUCCCUGGACUUGAUUUGACUCAAUUCACAUUGUGUGUGCGGCACGCUGACAAGUUAGGUAAGUUUGACACUCUUGUUAAAAAUCCUAAAAACACUGAAGUUGGUUCAUGGGAACUUUCUUGUCAUCCUUAUCAUUUAGAGUAAACAAACAAAAAGAAGUAAAGUUGUAAAAAAUGAAAGGUUCUAGAUUUCUGUUUUCAGCCAUUUCUGGUCUGCCGUCAAUUUACGUUUAAUGCUUUGAAAGUUGUAGCUGGCUCAGGAACGAUGACUUCGAUGUUUUGAAGAAAAUGUAUCCAAAUGUUUCCAUGCUGUCAUCGUCGUACGUUAAAUACGAAGGAAAGUGUUUCUGUCUGUGAAAAAGGUCAAUAUUUUUAGUCAAGUGUUUGUGAUUUAACUAGUUCUAAUAAAAAUUAUCUCAAGCA